AUGGCUAAAAUUGCCAGAAACUCCAUGGAGCAAGGAGGUCUAUCUGCAGGCCACGGAUGUACAAUUGAGAAGUUUACAAAGAUGAAUCCUCCGGCUUUCUCGAGAGGAACUGAUCCUAUAGUUGCUAAGAAUUGGAUGCAGGAGAUUGAAAAGGUGUUGGCAGUGUUGCAAUGUAUAAAGGAGCUUAGGGUUCUAUUUUCCACGUAUAAACUGACAGAAGAGGCUAAGAGAUGGUGGAUGGACUUUGUCAAGCUGGUAAAUAGAGCAGCUGUGGCAGAAGCCGGAGAGCGGAUGGAUGUUAAGGAACAAAAACAGAAAAAGAGAUCUACACCUUCAGGUUUCCAACCUGCUCGGGGAGGUUAUCAAGCGUCCCGUGGAGGUCAGAAGAGAAAUACGGCUCUGGCGAGAAUUUACACCCUAAGGCCAGGUGGUGCUAAGACAGCCAACGAUGUGGUGACAGUUUCGGAUAUAGACACUUUUGUGGAGGAUUUCUGCAAUGAGCCUAAGAUCACCACCAAGUUGUUUGAUAUGCUCUUCGAGGUUUAUGCAGAUAUUAAAUUGUUGGAAGAGGUUUCUGGGGUUUUUGAGCGUAUGGUGAGAAAAGGGAUUGAGAUUGAUGAGAGGUCUUGUGUUGUUUACUUACUUGCUCUUAAGAAAUCCGGUGAGGGGAAACCAUUGUUGGGGAUCUUACAUAGAAUGGUUGAUGCAGGAAAGGAUAGAUCAAAAGAGCGAAGAGCUUUGGAUUUUAAGGAAGUCGAUGAGAUCUUGAGGUUGAUGGAGGAAGAUGCAGUGGAUUACAAAAUGUCAACAUAUACAAUCCUUAUUAAAGGGUACUCGAGCAAUGGGAAGAUUGAGGAAGUAGGGACGCUCUUUGAGGGGGUGCAUGAGAAAGGUAUAGAACCAAAUCUCCUUGUAUACACUGUAGUUACUAGCUUGAAUUGUAGAUUAGGAAAAAUGAUGAAAGCAUAUGCGUUGUUUGAUGAAUUGAUUGAGAGAGACCUUGUUCUAAAUGCCCACGCCUAUGGGGCUUUGAUUAAUGGCCUGUGCAAGGCACGGAAGAUGGAGGCAGCAAAAAUCUUCGUAGAUGAAAUGCAAAGCAAAGGAAUUGAUGUAAAUCACAUCAUAUUUACUAUUUUAAUGGAUGGGUAUUGCAAAAGAGGGACGAUAGAUGAAACUCAAGGGCUUUAG
Molecule: messenger RNA, 1188 nt
Organism: Malania oleifera
Lineage: Eukaryota; Viridiplantae; Streptophyta; Magnoliopsida; Santalales; Ximeniaceae
Product: pentatricopeptide repeat-containing protein At2g32630-like
Exons: 6
Coding region: 1-1188 (395 amino acids)
Molecular function (GO): protein binding
Source: RefSeq, a predicted model, not a curated record